AUUUAUUAUAAAACGAACAUAGAACGUUUUAAAAGGGAGAAAACGAUGAUAUACAGGUUAAAGAAGAUGAAUAUAGUAAACGAUCGCUGCUCGCUGUCGGAAUUAAGCAACAAAAUUAUUGAAAAUCGCCCGAAAAUUACUCCUGAAAAAGACUCAAAGUUGAGUUCAAUUCUCACUCGAUUCACUUCAGCAUCGAGUGUUUCUUCCGCAAUCUCAUCGGAUUCUUCCACUUUAAACGAAAGUCAACGGUUUGUGAGGAGCAAUUUAUACCAGCAUUUAAAUGAUGACAAGUUAAUUUCUCAUUGCAAAGAAAUUCGUUUUUCCGAUUGCGAUAAAUCCUUCGUUGUAAGUAAAAUACGGAGUAUAUUUCAUCGAGUAUUCGAUGAUUUGUCUAAUGGAACACAUCCAGUUUUAAAAUACAGGAAACAGUCUUAUGAAAACUGUGUAUUAAAAGAUGAAAGAUUGCAGUUUAAAUCGGAAAAUUCAGCCGUUAGCAUAAUAAAUUCAGCAUUAAAAUCCAGUAGGUUUAAACUAAUUUUAUUAAUUUUGAAGAAAAUUGCCGUUCUUUUAGAAAGCAACACUACAGUCACAAAAAGAGAACUAUAUUAUCAAAUAAAGGAUUUCAACUUUACUAU
Molecule: messenger RNA, 635 nt
Organism: Phyllotreta striolata
Lineage: Eukaryota; Metazoa; Arthropoda; Insecta; Coleoptera; Chrysomelidae
Source: the annotation of a GenBank genome assembly